AUCAAGUUGCAGCUUUCGGUACAUUAAAGUCCAUGCUCAGCAUGUCACACGAAAUUCGUAUUUUCUUAUUCAUAGUGUGCGUUUUUUAACAUAUUACGUUUGCAAAAGUGCGUUUAUUACAUAAAUAAUAUCGUGCUGCCGUAUCCAUUUCAAAUUCCGAAACGUAUGCAUCCAUUUCGCUCCUAAAACUUAAUUUUUUUUAGCGUCGAUAUUCAUUUUCCACAACCAUCACAGCGUCACGCGACGCGUACCUGACGUCAGCGCAGGCUCCUCCCACUCGCGGAGCGCGCACAUUCCUUUUGUCCAAGAUGGCGGAACAGAUGCAGCUGAGGGGACGCUAACGUUUGCCGUUUUGUUUUUAUCUGCGAAAUCCUCCACCCGGGCGAACGCUUUCUCGCGCAGACGCCGGCCGAGACCCUCCUCGCGGAUGCGCAAACCCCCCCGGAGCCGCGGGACACCACCUCGGAGCUGAUUUCGUAUUUUCGCGGCGGGAGCAUCGCUGCAAAAAUGAAGCGACAGGCCGAGCGCGACGCGAGCCCGUCCAGAACGCUCGCCAAACGCGUGCGCGAGCGGGAACGGGAUCGCGAGCCGAACCCGCCGCUCGCGCUGCUGCUCGCCGAGAGCCGGGCGUAUCACAAGCGAAGCCGCAGCCGAGAGCGGGAAAAACCGCGCGUCCGCGAGGAGAGGGACGGUCUGCAUCACCGCCCGCAUCACGAAGCUGGUCUGCUGGGUCGAGCCCCUCUCCGAACCGCGUCCGUCCUGCCCAAAGGGAAGACCCCGUCGGCGGACGCGGCGGGCGCGCGGCUGGAAUACAAGACGCUGCUCAUCAGCAACCUGGGAUCGCAGCUCACCGACGAGCAUGUGGAGGACGGGCUUUUUCACGAGUUCAAAAAGUUCGGGGACGUGAGCGUCAAGCUGUCUCACACGCCGGAGCUGGGUCGCGUCGCCUACGUCAACUUCAGGCACACGGAAAACGCGCGGGAAGCGCGUCACGCCAAAACCAGGUUGGUGCUGUAUGACCGUCCGCUCAAAGUUGAGCCCAUGUACAUGCGGCGUCGCAGCGUCACGCCUCCGGAUGUGAGUUACGUGUCUCUGCACAGCGCUGCCUACACUUACCGGCAGCGCUCGCUCUCACCGGGCGCCGGGAGCAGCGCCGUGCGGGAUGCGAGACCCAGGCACUACGUCGAGGGCGUGGGACUCAGCAGGGACCGUGUUUUGGACUAUUACAGCGCGCUGGAGGAGAGAAGCCGCGCGUAUGCCUAUCAGCUUCCCGAGGAGGACUUAAAGCCAGAGGACGACCAGAGGGCCACGAGGAACUUGUUCAUCGGCAACUUGGACCAUAACAUUUCUGAGGUGGAGCUGCGACAAGGGUUUGACAAGUACGGGAUUAUCGAAGAAGUCGUCAUCAAGCGGCCCGCUCGCGGGCAAGGGGGUGCUUAUGCUUUUCUCAAAUUUCAAAACUUGGAUAUGGCUCACCGGGCCAAAGUGGCCAUGCAGGGACGCAUGAUCAACGGCAACCCGAUUAAGAUCGGAUACGGGAAAGCCAAUCCGACGACUCGGCUCUGGGUGGGUGGACUCGGCCCGAACACCUCGCUGGCUGCUUUAGCCCGCGAGUUCGAUCGUUUCGGGAGCAUUCGCACCAUCGACUACGUCAAAGGAGAUAACUUUGCUUACAUUCACUACGAGAGCCUGGAUGCUGCCCAGGCUGCUUGUGCGCAAAUGCGUGGCUUCCCCCUAGGCGGCCCGAACCGUCGCCUGCGUGUGGAUUUCGCUAAAGCUGAGGAGACGAGGGCGUACCCUCAACAAUACCAGCCACCGUUGCUCCCGCCUCCGCAUUACGAUCUUCUAGCUGAAGGUUACGGGCGCCAUCACAGCCUGGAGCGGGAGCUGAGAGCGAGGGCUCGCUCGCCCUCGCACCCCCUGUUCGCAGAGCGAGAAAGAGAGCGCCUUUCGGACCGGGACUGGAGCCCGCCGAAAGGAACGGAGCGGAGGGCCAACGCGGAGGCAUUUGGGCGGGUCAGGCAGCGCAGCCGCAGUCGCAGCCGCAGCAGAGAGCGCUGGGUCAAGGAGCGAGAGCUGGAACGCGGGAAGAACUGGGAGGAGCGGCGCAAGCGAAGAAGCAUCAGUCCCAUCGACCGUCCUGCCGAGGAGCGCGGGAGGUCAAAGCUUCGGGGCGGAGCACCGUCUACUCCCGAAGACAGCCCUGAUAGGGGCCGCGGCCGUCUCCCGGACUCCACCUCAGAACCUCUCGACCACACCCCCGACAUCAGCAGACACUCCAGCGACGAGCGUCCCGCGCAGGACGAGCCGUCGCACCCGCGGAAGGAGGAGCGCGAUCGCAAUCACCGCAAAAGCGAGAGCGACCCCGACUCGCAGACCGACAAGUCCAAAACAGACUCCAAAAAGCCCGGCACGCUCUCCGAAUACGCCCAGACCUUGAGUCGCGUGUGGCACGGUUCCCUCGUGCUGAAAAACAGCUGCUUCCCCGCAAACAUGCACAUGCUCGAGGGGGGCGUGAACUUUCUCCACGCCCUCAUGAAGGACAACCAGGCAGGCGGCGCCAAGAUCGCGCAGCUCAAAAUCGCUCAGCGGCUGAGGUUGGAUCAGCCCAAACUGGACGAGGUGACGCGGCGCAUCAAGCUAGGCAGCCCGGACGGCUACGCUGUCCUCCUCGCCGUCCAGGGGCCCAUGGACCGCGACGCCCCUCCCCCAGAACCGGGCCUCCAGCAGCGCCUUCUCCGCAACCUGGUGACGUACCUCAGGAACAAGCAGGCAGCGGGGGUCAUCGGCUUGCCCCUCGGCGGCCCCAAAGACAGAGAAAUGGGGGGCAUGUUGUACGCCUUUCCUCCGUGUGACUUCUCGCAGCAGUACCUCCAGGCUGCUCUGAAAACUCUUGGUAAACUCGAGGAGGACCACCUGGUCAUCGUGGUCGUUAGAGACUCACCUUGACACUUCAAUUCCGACUCUAAAACGUUCCACACAGAUUCGAUGCCUUUUAUGAUUUUAGGACGGAUGUACCUUUUCACUUUAAUACUCCCACACAUCCCCCGGAGAAGUUGUUUUAUAAGCUUGCAAAUGGGUUUUAAAUUUCUCUCAGCAGUGUUCGAAAUUUUCCGUUUAAUUCUAUUUAAAAACGUUUUAUAUAAUUGCAUGCACAAGCAGUUUGACUGAAGCCCCGGUGGUUUGUUAUAACGGGCGUUAAUCAUACAGGACUUCCUUUCUAACUCAAAUUUGUUCGCGAAUCCAUUCGUCGUCGCUCCGUCUCAUUCGAUGUGCUCAUUAAGGUCUGUCGACGGAAAUUCGAGCGUGAUAAUUUGUUAGUGGCUUCUUACUCCGUAACGGUUCUUCCCUCCGAUAUCACAUCCGUUACGCAAACCCUAGCUUCUCUGAAAUAAACCCGUACUUGACGUGGCAGUAUGUUCAGUUCAGGUGAGGCGUUAACCGGCGGCAACUACCUCUUUGACCAUGUAACACAUCAGGUAUGCUUGACAAAAUGAAGUCAGUCUUCGAGCCCACUGCGUUUUUAUUGCGUUUUGUUACAAAUAUGCACCCGCAGCACUAACAGAAAGGUCACGUGACCACACCAGUACUGUAACACUAAUGUUUGUACGUGUUACGACACUACGGUUUAAGCUGUUUGUUUGUACACAGGAAUGUCUUCUCAAGCCUUGGCUGUUUUUCAACUGCCCUCCACCGAAUGACUAUUUGCCGAGUCAUUGAGCCAACGCGUUUUAAAACAAGUGCUACUCUAAAAUGUCCAGUGAUUUGAAAGUCAUGAUAAUGUAUGAAACAGAAACGAGUGUUAUUUUCAGGUUUUAGUUAACAAUGAGGGUUAAAAAGUCCUGCCAACACUACAACCCUUUGCACUGAACGGUCAUUUUCCAUUGUUGAUUUUUAAUCAUGUUAUCGUUUUGCCUUUCUUUUAUCACUCCUUUUUUUGUAAUACUAUUUUUUUUUUCUAGAAAUCUGUAUGCAAAACAUGUAUGGCGUAUAAAAAAAAAGUAAACAUUUCAUGUUCUUGUUUUUAA
Molecule: messenger RNA, 4028 nt
Organism: Puntigrus tetrazona (Sumatra barb)
Lineage: Eukaryota; Metazoa; Chordata; Actinopteri; Cypriniformes; Cyprinidae
Gene: rbm15b
Product: RNA binding motif protein 15B
Exons: 1
Coding region: 508-2949 (813 amino acids)
Biological process (GO): regulation of alternative mRNA splicing, via spliceosome
Cellular component (GO): nucleus
Molecular function (GO): mRNA binding
Source: RefSeq, a predicted model, not a curated record